Molecule: messenger RNA, 1503 nt
Organism: Hylaeus anthracinus
Lineage: Eukaryota; Metazoa; Arthropoda; Insecta; Hymenoptera; Colletidae
Gene: Inx2
Product: innexin inx2
Exons: 2
Coding region: 180-1256 (358 amino acids)
Biological process (GO): phototransduction
Cellular component (GO): plasma membrane; gap junction
Molecular function (GO): gap junction channel activity
Source: RefSeq, a predicted model, not a curated record
ACAGAACCGUUCUCGGUGACGCUAUGCCACAGUAAGAGCCGUGCUCACGCGCGCAGUGAUCGUGGAAGAAUCGGUACGGGAUACACGUGUGUUUUCGCGAAUCGAACGAGACCGAGAGUGAAGAAGAGCCUCGAUUGCUGGUGUUGAAAAAAUUUUUAGUAACAGGUUAAAACGCAACAAUGUUCGACGUAUUCGGCUCGGUGAAGGGACUGUUGAAGCUCGACGCCGUGUGCAUCGACAACAACGUGUUCCGGCUCCACUACAAGGCGACGGUGAUCAUACUGAUCGCCUUCUCGUUGCUGGUCACGUCCAGACAGUACAUCGGUGACCCCAUAGAUUGCAUCGUGGACGAGAUACCUCUCCACGUGAUGGACACCUACUGCUGGAUCUAUUCGACGUUCACCAUCCCGGACCGGACCGGGAUCGUGGGCAAGGACCUGGUGCAGCCGGGCGUAGCGGCCCACGUCGAGGGCGAGGACGAGGUCAAGUACCACAAGUACUACCAGUGGGUGUGCUUCACGCUCUUCUUCCAGGCGAUACUGUUCUACGUGCCACGGUACCUCUGGAAGACCUGGGAGGGGGGCCGGAUCAAGAUGCUGGUCCUCGACCUGAACUGCCCGGUGAUGAGCGAGGACUGCAAGGUGGAGAGGAGGAAGCUCCUGGUCGACUACUUCGUCAGCAACCUGCACACCCAGAACUUCUACGCGUUCCGAUUCUUCCUUUGCGAGGUGCUGAACUUCGUGAACGUGGUGGGCCAGAUAUACUUCAUGGACUUCUUCCUGGACGGGGAGUUCACCACGUACGGCUCGGACGUGAUGAAGUUCACCGAGAUGGAGCCCGAGGAGAGGAUCGACCCCAUGUCGCGCGUCUUCCCCAAGGUCACCAAAUGUACGUUCCACAAGUACGGUGCGUCCGGGACGGUGCAGAAGUUCGACGGGCUGUGCGUGCUCCCGUUGAACAUCGUCAACGAGAAGAUCUACGUGUUCCUCUGGUUCUGGUUCAUCAUCCUGUCGGUGCUUAGCGGGCUGACCCUCGCCUACCGUGCCGCGGUCGUCGCCGGACCGAAGCUUCGUCUGGUGCUGCUGCGCGCCCGGUCGCGGCUCUCGCCCCAGGACCACAUCGAAACCAUCGCCGAGAAGUGCCAGAUCGGCGACUGGUUCGUCCUCUACCAGCUCGGCAAGAACAUAGACCCGCUGGUUUACAAGCAGCUCGUCUCGGACCUCGCCACCAAGCUCCAGGGAAAAGAAUCCGUCUAGUUCUAGUUUCGUUCCUUUAUUUUCGCAUUUUUCGAUACCCUCGGCCCCGCCUACGCACAUCCGGUUUCGAACAGAAAUUGCAGCUGGGUCGGAAGGGUCGGUGUCUCUUCGUUCUUACUUCGGUCGGCGCGACGGUGACGGGGAAACUUUCGGUCGAACAACUAUCGCACAACUGUCGAACGAUUUAUCUAUCUACAGGGUGUCUCAAACAUUUUGUAACACAUUGAAAAGGCUGGUUCGGGAGGUG